This is a messenger RNA of Pieris macdunnoughi, 258 nucleotides long. The record is from the annotation of a GenBank genome assembly. NCBI's taxonomy places the organism in Eukaryota, Metazoa, Arthropoda, Insecta, Lepidoptera, Pieridae.
AUGGACGCACCCGUAGCUGAAUACAUGAAAGGAAUAGAACUAUUUUUGUACGGUAUGUCAUAUGACAUAUGGAAGACACAGAGGGAGAGAGUUUUAGCUGUAAAGAGAGAAGAUAUAUUAGAUGUCUGUCAAAAGUAUUUGACACCAGACAAGUGGGCGGGAAAAUGCGUGAUUGGGGAAGGUGCAUCACAGCAAAUUUGCAAAAGCAACGAAUCCUGGCAGAAAAUUAGCGGACCGCAAGAGAAAGAGAGUUGUUAG